UCUUCACUUUCGAAAAAAUAUCUUCCAAAUUGAUGAUGUUAUAUCAGCUGUAGUUGUGCUCCAGGCUUUGAUAAUUCGAUUUUUGCAACUGCAACUGAUAAUAUGCUGUUUUAUCUGCUGGUUUCGCUGGUGUUUGGUCAAUUGCUUUGGCCAACUAUGGGUCAGUUUGUUAACUGCUCUCUGCCGGGCACUGAAUUGGCCAACUGUGGCCAGAUCAGUGCCAAUGGAUGCUGUGCAAAGGGAUGUGUAAGGAAUGCAAUUGGUCGAUGUGUGGAGGAGCAAUGCACGGGGAGCUGGAACGGUUGGCUGAGUCGACCCGUGACCAUGUCCUGUUACUUUCACUGGUUUCUGCUGAUCUUUGCCGCAUUCAUAAUUGUGCUCAUGCUGACCCUGUUGACCUGUAAUUUGGCUUACGAGGUGCGCGAUUGCCUGCGAAAGCGAAGACAGACUCGAUAUGUACACUUUAGUGGCAGCAGCAGCCUAAGCAGCAGUGUCGUUUAACUGGAGGAGGAACUCGGAAUGAAAGUGGAAGUAACAUAUAUGUGGCAGAAAACAUCACUCCAAGAUGUGCUGUUAAUGCACAUGCGUGUGGCAUAAAAACUGUGCGGGAUUUGGCAUAAUCUACAAUACAUUAGCGGUAGCUUUGCUCUGGCUUUCAAUUCAAUUCGUUGGGUAUCUGUACGAAAUCCAUGUAAAUUACGAUUUGGCACCUUGCUCCCGACUUCGGGACGAUGCCAAAGUCUCAGAAUCCCAUUACAUAGUAGUUAAAACCUGAUUAGGAAAUACUUGCGGCUGCUUUCAGCUUUUCAAACACGCUUGGUUAAAAAGAAAUAACAAUAAAUGGGACAUGUGAAAUG
This is a messenger RNA of Drosophila innubila, 857 nucleotides long. RefSeq lists its product as uncharacterized. The coding region runs from base 103 to 501 and encodes 132 amino acids. The record is from RefSeq and is a predicted model, not a curated record. The transcript has a single exon. NCBI's taxonomy places the organism in Eukaryota, Metazoa, Arthropoda, Insecta, Diptera, Drosophilidae.